Messenger RNA from Miscanthus lutarioriparius, 627 nucleotides. NCBI's taxonomy places the organism in Eukaryota, Viridiplantae, Streptophyta, Magnoliopsida, Poales, Poaceae. The record is from the annotation of a GenBank genome assembly.
AUGAAGAGAAGAGAACGGAGAUGGAGGGGAGGGAGCACGUCGUUGGAGGCUAGAGCAGCCACGGAGCCCGCGCCUACGGCCUGCGAAGCAGCGUUGCCCGCGCUCGCGGCGUGCUCCCCAGCGGCAGCCUUGAGUGGCGGAUCCGCCGCCGUCGCAGCCAGGAGGGGCGAGGCUGCCGCCAUCGCAGCCUUGAGGGGCGAGGUCGCCGUGGGCAGAUCUGGGUGCGCCCGGGCCAGAGAUGAGGGAGGAGCGUCGCCGCUUCGCGUGAGGCCGCCGAGGGCGUCGUCGUCGUCGUCGUGGUUCACGUUGCGGCUCGGCAAGGCCGCCAGGGAAGGGAGGAGGGGAGCCGCUGGGGAGGAAGGAAGGGGGCGGAGGCGCGGGGAGGGAGGCGGCGGCGCUGCCCAUGGCGAGGUGGGGAUAGCCGGAGGGGCGACGCAUGAUUCUUUGGAGGAGGCGAUCGGAGGUGACGGCAACGUCUGCUCGGGCCACCCGAGCGCCCGCUCGGGCCGAGCCCUUCGUUUCCCCGGGGCCUGGCUGAGGGGUGCUUUGAUGACCGUGUGGGCCGGGCUCCCAACCACGUCCGGGCAAACAAAUAGGCGUCCAAGUUACAGCCCACGGGCACAGUAG